This is a messenger RNA of Elephantulus edwardii (Cape elephant shrew), 1433 nucleotides long. It is a transcript of the gene SELENBP1, whose product is annotated as selenium binding protein 1. NCBI's taxonomy places the organism in Eukaryota, Metazoa, Chordata, Mammalia, Macroscelidea, Macroscelididae. The transcript has 11 exons. Bases 9 to 1433 code for a protein of 474 amino acids. The record is from RefSeq and is a predicted model, not a curated record. Gene Ontology annotation, molecular function: selenium binding.
GCUGCAUUAUGUCCACAGCCACAAAGUGUACGAAGUGUGGACCCGGUUAUGCAACGCCUCUGGAGGCCAUGAAAGGACCCCGGGAAGAGAUUGUCUACCUGCCCUGUAUUUACCGAAAUACGGGCAUUGAGGCCCCGGACUACCUGGCCACUGUGGAUGUUAACCCCAACUCUCCCCAGUAUUGCCAGGUCAUCCACCGGCUGCCCAUGCCCAACCUGAAAGAUGAGCUGCAUCACUCCGGCUGGAACACCUGUAGCAGCUGCUUUGGCGACAGCACCAAGUCGCGCACCAAGCUGGUGCUGCCCAGCCUCAUCUCCUCCCGCAUCUACAUCGUGGAUGUGGGCUCGGAGCCCCGGGCCCCGAAGCUGCACAAGGUCAUCGAGCCCAAGGAUGUUCAUGGCAAGUGUGACCUGGGCUAUCUCCACACUAGCCACUGUCUGGCCAGUGGGGAGGUGAUGAUCAGUGCCCUGGGAGACCCCAAGGGCAAUGCAAAAGGGGGUUUCGUGCUGCUGGAUGGAGAGACGUUUGAGGUGAAGGGGACGUGGGAACGGCGUGGAGGUGCCGCACCAAUGGGCUAUGACUUCUGGUACCAGCCUCGACACAAUGUCAUGAUCAGCACUGAAUGGGCAGGCCCCAAUGUUCUAAGGGACGGCUUCAACCCAGCUGAUGUGCAGGCCGGGCUGUACGGGAAACACUUACACGUGUGGGACUGGCAGCGCCAUGAGAUUAUACAGAGUCUGCCCUUGGAGGACGGACUCAUCCCCCUGGAGAUCCGCUUCCUGCACAAUCCAGACGCCACCCAGGGCUUCGUGGGCUGUGCCCUCAGCUCCAACAUCCAGCGCUUCUACAAGAAUGAGGGAGGCACUUGGUCAGUGGAGAAAGUGAUCCAGGUGGCCCCCAAGAAAGUGAAGGGCUGGAUCCUGCCUGAAAUGCCAGGCCUGAUCACUGACAUCCUGCUGUCCCUGGAUGACCACUUCCUGUACUUCAGCAACUGGCUGCAUGGGGACCUGCGGCAGUAUGACAUCUCUGACCCCAAGAAGCCCCGCCUCACAGGACAGCUGUUCCUGGGGGGCAGCAUUGUUAAGGGAGGCCCGGUGCAGGUGUUGGAAGACCAGGAGCUACAAUGCCAGCCAGAGCCUCUGGUGGUCAAGGGGAAGCGAGUGGCUGGAGGCCCCCAGAUGAUCCAGCUUAGCUUAGAUGGGAAGCGUCUCUACGUCACCACAUCGCUGUACAGUGCCUGGGACAAGCAGUUUUACCCAGAUCUCAUCAGGGAAGGCUCUGUGAUGCUGCAAAUCGAUGUAAACACAGAACAGGGAGGAAUGAAACUGAACCCCAACUUCCUGGUGGACUUUGGGAAGGAACCAAAUGGCCCAGUCUUGGCCCAUGAGCUCCGCUACCCUGGGGGAGACUGCAGCUCUGACAUCUGGAUCUGA